AAUGAAAUAAGGUAAAUUUAAUAGCUAAAUAAGAGUAAUUAACCUAAACAUUUUACAGUAAAAUACCUAAUUCGCCUGCAUAUACUAUGGGAUCUAGAAAAAAAGACAUGUUUAUAUUAGACACUCCAGGUCCUGGGAAAUAUCACCCAAUUAUCCCUUUUAGAUAAAGUCCAAGAGCAAUCAUGUCAGGUUCAAAAGAUUCCUUCUACAAAAUAAGUGAUUCUCCAGGACCUGGAAGAUAUAACUAAUUGUCAUACACAACCAAUGGGUUUAAGUUUCCUUAAGAAAAGCGAUAAAUGACAAAUUACAAUGACUCUCCAGGCCCAGCUAAAUACAAUUAAAUCAAUAAAUCUUUUGCUCCUGCUUAUGCCAUUCCUAAAGCAGAUCGAAAAACUAAAAUAAAUUCUUUUGCAACUGGACCUGGAUGUUACAAUAUUGCUUCUCUUUUAAGAUCAGAUAUUGGUUUCAAAAUGCCAAAAAGUUAAAGGAAAAAUAAAAUGGACAUAUUGCCUGGUCCUGGAGAGUAUAGUUUUUAGGAUAACAAAACAAAGGGUAUCAAAAUUGGAACUAGUCCAAGAAUGGAAAAAUCAGUGCUUAUAGGGCCAGGACCAGCAGAUUAUUCCCCUAGAAUUACAACUGACUCUUCUCCAAGAGCUGUUUUCGGUACAGCAUAAAGGGCAAUUAAUCAAAAAGAUAAACUUCCAGGUCCUGGUGAUUAUGAACUACCUCAAAGCAGAAGUGUGAGUGUAAGAAUAAUAAAUAAAUAAGUUUUCUUUUCCUAAAUAAAAUGUGCAAUAACAAUCUAAGCCUUCUACUCCUUUCAGUUACAUCAAUGAUUAUACUAGCCUUCGAAAGACAUCGAUGUCUUUUGGAAAGGCAUAAAAAGGGAACCAGAAAGCUGAAUUUAUACCAGUAUGAAUUAAUCAAGCAUUUUAGGGUCCAGGAUAAUACGAUAUAGAAGGUUUCUUCAGAAGGAGAAUAAAGACAAGAGAUGGGUCAAAUAUGUGA
Messenger RNA from Paramecium pentaurelia, 1008 nucleotides. NCBI's taxonomy places the organism in Eukaryota, Ciliophora, Oligohymenophorea, Peniculida, Parameciidae. The record is from the annotation of a GenBank genome assembly.